CAUGCGUGUAGUGAACGCGCGGGAGAAAUAGACAAUCCAAACAACGUAGUAAUGAUAUUAGUUUAUUUCACAUUCUGAACUGCUUUGGUUUUACAUAUUAUCACACCAUAGAAAUUGAAAAAGUUGUCAAAAUACAAGGUGUUACUGAUUCUGCACUGACAGCAUGGCCGAUGACUUCAGUGAGUCCCUUACUCCACCAGUUUCCCCCUUUGCAGCAGACAGUCAGUCUGUUCUGGCUCCAACCCGACCACCAUGCUUCUGCUGCUCUGAAGUAAGAGAUGACCCCACUGGAGCACUGUCUACACAGGGAUAUACUGCAAGAGGCUCUCUGAAAAGGCUGCUGCUGCAUCUUGACCCAGCCCCUGCUGAGUAUGAGACAGACACAGUGGAUAUCUUUGGUUUUUCCUGGGUAACAGAGACAGCAUUGGUAGAAUCUACAAAGUUACUCUUUGGUCUUUUCAGGCAACAGUUUUACAAGUUGGAGACUUUAGUACAGUCCAACUCACAUGACUUUGGACAGGCAGGCCAUCUACACUAUGAAGCAGAAGACCUUCGACAGCACUGUGUUUCAUUUCUUCAGUAUGUUAAAGUCUUCUUGCACAGAUAUCUCAAGCCUUACGGGGCCCUGGAUGCCAGUCGCUCACAUCCCUUUGAGGAGAUGGAACAUCAGCUCCCUUCGGUUCUUCUGGAGGAGCUGUUUAGCAUCACUCUCCUCGUAGGACGGCUCAAGGAUCUGCCCCCUGCUGUUCAAAGUGCUUUCAGUAUACAGAACCAGGGAAAGAUUUUUCCUCCCUCCUGGCAUUUGUUGCACCUCCAUCUUGACAUACACUGGUCAGUCUUGGAGAUCCUGCACAUACUUGGUCACAAGAUGCAAGGCCAGGUGGUGUAUGCCCACCAGUUUGUAAACCUGACGGGGGAGAACCUGACUGAUACCAGUCUGUUUGAGGAGCACCUGUGCAGUUUGCUUUGUGACCUUACUAGUCUGGCUAUGGGCAAAUACAGCAAGGUGAGACCCACAGAGGCAGUGAGCAGCCGUCACUACCUGUGCACCUGCACCAAAGAGCUCUGGAUCCUGCUCAUGUACCUUCUGGAAAACAGAAAAAAGGGGCUGCACACACAGUCUUUCUGGAGCUACAUGAACUCAUUGCUGAGGCCCCUGGUUUCAGGGAAGCCUGCAGCAGAGCGUUUUAGUGGCCUUCCCACACUCUGUAAAGACCCGCUGGGCUUCACAUGGUGGCUGGUCACUCAUUUGGCGAUGUUAGGCCAGUACAGUCGGAACGGCACAGUUCAGAACGAGAAACAGCAGGAUGAUAACUGGGCAUUUGUAGAAGAGUUACUGAAGUUAACUUGUAACCCUAAGAGUGGUUUAGCAGAAGAGCAGGUCAGGAUGCACGUCCACUGUUGUCUCAGUCUGUGUCUGCUGUGGGAACCGAGCACCGCUGCUGUCUCCAUCCUCUGGGACUAUUUCAGUAAGAACCUGAAUGCUUCAUUCACCGUGCCGUGGUUGGGGAUGUCUGGCUUGGCCACAUUGAGCAAGACGCCUCUGGCUCUGUUGGAGCAGGCCCGCAGCUGCUGCUCUCCCUCUCCCCUCCACUCUCCGGGUCACACCCAGCUCUAUCGCUCUGCCAACUCCUUCCACAUCUUCCUUCGAGUGCUGGCGCUGUGCCUCGCCCAGGACAGGGCCGGUGGAGUCUCCCAGAGGCAGAUCAAGGGGAGGAUUUACUCUCGGUUCUCGUCUAAGAAGAUGCAGCAGCUGUCAGAAGCAGGUCUCAUGAACUUUCUGCUGCUGUUUCUGGUGGUGGCUCAAGAGGUAGAGCUGGAGGACGUGGCCAGCAGAGCCUGUGAGCUGCUUGGCUUUCUGCCCUCUAACUGCCCCCCUGCAUAUCGCACACUAGUCUGGAGAGGACAGUUAUCAUUGCUGCUGCUGUUCCAGAACAGGGGUCUGGAUGUCGGGGCCCAGGCCAGCUGGCUGGCUGCCUCCUUUAACGAUACAGCGAAGGAGUUCUACAAUAAGACCACAGAGAUGUCUCGCAGAAUUGCCCUCUGGGGGCCGCUCGGUUCCUACUUGGAGGGCGUUGCCGAGGUGUUCGAGACGAGCCCCAGUCUCAGCCUAUCAGAGGAAAAGCUGCUCAACGAAGGGUUUGAUUGGCUGCUACCUGCUUGCCGCCAGUCUGAGCUGAACUCUGCUCUGGGUUUUCUGCAGAUCAUCCUUGCACAGCUCAGACGGGUCCAUCAGCUUAGCGUUCCUGUCCAGUCAGCGCCCACCUUGGCCUGGGCACCAGCUGCCAGCAGUGUGAUUAAAGAGCGCCACCUGGCGGUAGCCUCUGCUCUGUGGGGGCACUUCUACCCUUUCCUGCGAAGCCUGCGCCUCUCGCAGACCCCUCCGCCACAGCUGGCAGAUGCUGCUGCAGGUUUCACUUUGCUGGCCUUUGAUCUACCCAAUUCUGCCCCUCAAGACCUUCAGCCCAAUCCGGUGCACUCCAUCAUGCAAUGCUUUGGCUGGGAUGACAUGGUUCACCCACUUCUGGUGACUCGCUACCUUCCGCAUCUUCUCCAAAACAGUGAGCUGGUGUCCUCGUUAAGCGGCGGUUCUAAUGUUUCCAUCUCCGGUUCGGCUCAAAGCCUGUCAGUAAGAACCUGGUUCAGAUGUGUUCUACAGCAACACCUUCACAAGAACCCAGACGGGACCGACAGCAGAACAGGCCGAGCUGUUGGGGAGCAGAUGUGUGAACUGACCCGGCUUGUGCUAAGACUUCCCGAGAUGGACAAUCUUCUGCAGAAAGCCGGAUUCCAUCCCACAGCCAACAAGCUAGAGCCCAAUUCAGCCCUGGAGAUGUUUGUCAAGGCUGUAGGUAGCGUGUACAGUGGACUGCAGCUCCUGUCUGAGAGGUCAACCAUGGUAACCAGAGCCCUCGACUACAUUGGUGACAUCCUGAAAUACAUUAAACCUUAUGUGGUUAGCAAGAACCAAGAGGGAAUACAGUUGGCGUACUGGACUGUGGGCUGCAUAGUGAAGCACUGGAGCCCCCUGCUGGCCACUUCCAAAGCUCAGCAGCUGUUGUUCCGGAUUGUAGAUGGACUCCUGCUUCCCCACCACCUUCCACAGCAGGACAAAGCUCUGAGGGACAGCCUGCCUCUGUAUCUACAGGGUCUGUCAGUGGCUUCUAGUGUCUCUCAGUUGCAGGGAGCUUACCUCAGGCAGCAGCUUCGCUCUGUAACCCGCAGAUAUCUGGAUCACUUUCUCCCCGCCUCACCUUCCAUGGGCAUCAUCGCCAACCACCCGGUGCUUCUGGGUGCCUGCGAGGCCAACCCAACCCUGCGGGGAGCCGCUUUGAGGAGGACCAUCCUAGAGGUGCUUUGUGAGAACUUCCUGCAGUUCAAAGGUCACACCCCCCCUCCUCGCCUCGCAUCAGUCCUCAUGUUCCUGUUGGAGCUUCUGAGACGUAACGGCGACGCAGACGUCACCGUCCUCACCCUGCCCCUCCCUUCUCUGCUGCGCUGUCUGAUGCUGGUCAAUGAGCUGCAGGUGAGGAAGGUAAGCACAGAUGCAUUACAGCUUGUGGUGGAGCGAUGUGCUGCUGCAUCCAGAGAAGGAGCAUGCGAGCAGAUGAUCACUGUCUUACGGACGUUUGUGGAGGAGAACGAGGGCGUCUACGACAGACAGGUCUACGGUGUCCUGGAGACCGUAGCUGUCUUGGAUCCCACUGUGGUUCAAGCUCUAAUCCCCAGCUUGACUCUCAGUCUGAGAAACUCUGAACACAAAAGAGGACUGGGCAAGAACAUCGCCUUGAGGAGUGCAUAUAUGAAGCUGCUGUGUCUCCUUGGAGAGAGUGGGCAGGCUGAAAUAACCAGCCUGGAAAGCGACUGAAAGAAGGCCAACUCCGAGACAACCUCCAAGAAUCAGUUGCAUGAUAUUUUUUGCUAAUCUUGGAUCUUGGAAAAUGUGCGAAUGAUAUAACCUCAAUUACAUCUGGAAACAUUUAAUAAGUUGGAAUUAUCAGUUUGAACAUUCUCAAUGCACAAGCCUUAAUAUCACAUUUGUAUAUAAUGUACAUAUUGUAAAGAAGGUGCAGGAUGUAUUAUUAGUG
Melanotaenia boesemani (Boeseman's rainbowfish) is the source of this 4088-nucleotide messenger RNA. It is a transcript of the gene mms22l, whose product is annotated as MMS22-like, DNA repair protein. The record is from RefSeq and is a predicted model, not a curated record. The coding region runs from base 164 to 3868 and encodes 1234 amino acids. Gene Ontology annotation, cellular component: nuclear replication fork. NCBI's taxonomy places the organism in Eukaryota, Metazoa, Chordata, Actinopteri, Atheriniformes, Melanotaeniidae. The transcript is spliced from 26 exons. Gene Ontology annotation, biological process: replication fork processing; double-strand break repair via homologous recombination.